This is a messenger RNA of Camelina sativa (false flax), 1419 nucleotides long. The record is from RefSeq and is a predicted model, not a curated record. NCBI's taxonomy places the organism in Eukaryota, Viridiplantae, Streptophyta, Magnoliopsida, Brassicales, Brassicaceae.
AUGAGCACCACCGCUACCGAUGAUUCCUUGAACCCGACGAACCCGAACCCAACGAACCCGAUCCCGACAAACUCGACCUCGACCAACCCGACUCCAGCGAUCCCGACCUCGACCACGAUGGAAGUUCGCCGCACGAUCUCCCCAUAUGAUUUGACUGCUGCCGACAAUCCUAGUGCUGUGAUCUCUCAUCCUCUGUUGAAAGGAACGAACUAUGACGAAUGGGCUUGUGGAAUGAAGACUGCUUUAGACGCAAGAAAUUCGGUUUCUUGGAUGGCACUUCUAGUGUCAUUGAUUAAGAUGACCAUCGAUCCAGUGUUGCGUUCCAACAUCUCUCAUCGGGAUGUUGCUAAGGACCUCUGGGAUCACUUGAGAAGCGUUUCUCUGUCACCAACGGACCACAAAUUCAACAACUCAAAGCAGAGCUUGCUUGUUGCAAACAACGUGGUCUCGCUAUUGAGGUGUACUUUGGCAAGCUUUCCCGAAUCUAGGACACAAGAUCGCGAAGACGAUAAAGUGCACCAGUUUCUCUUUGGACUUGAUGAUAGCAGCUUCCGUACUGUUUGUUCUAGCUUGGUGUCUCGUACUCCACUUCGGCCUAUGGAGGAAGUGUAUAACAUUGUACGUCAAGAAGAGGACUUGGUUCGUCAAGCCACUCAGACACCUGCUAAGAAACUUGAUGUCACUGCGUUUGCUGCUCAAUCUCGUUUUCGCCGUGAUGACAAAGAUAAGGGUGUUUUGUGUAAGCACUGCAAUCGACAUGGACAUCUCUCUGAUAGUUGCUACGCCGUCAUUGGGUAUCCGGAGUGGUGGGGAGAGAGACCGCGAACUCGCACAGCACACGGUCGAGGACGUGGAGGCUCUGUUGCAUCUUCUAGUGUGGGUCGUGGACGUGGUGUGUCCUAUGUGAAUGCUGUGCAAAUCUCUGCCCCGACUGCCGACCAUGCCAACUACGUGAUCACUGACGCUGAUCGUGAUGGUGUUACUACUCUGUCUGAUGCAGAGUGGGAAGGCAUCAAGAAAUUAUUGAACAAACGAGCUCCAUCUGCUACCACUGAUCGUCUAUCGGGUACGUCAUCUGUUCUCUCUUGGAUCCUAGAUACAUGUGCUUCUCAUCACUUGACUGGUCGCUUAGAAGUUUUAUCUGAUUUGAAAGACAUGGCACCAGUUAUGGUUAUUCUCGCUGAUGGUAGGGAACAUAUUUCUGUUUUGGAAGGCGUUGUUGCUCUUGGGGCAGGAUUGAUUUUGCGAUCUGUUUAUUAUGUUGAGGGGUUAUGUUCUGAUCUGAUUUCUAUGGGGCAAUUGAUGGAUGAGAACCGGUGUGUGGUUCAACUUGCUGAUCACUUCCUUUUUGUUCAGGACCGCACUUCGAGGACGGUGAUUGGAGCAGGGAAACGUGAGCGUGGAACGUUCUUUUUCUGA